Messenger RNA from Mixia osmundae IAM 14324, 3807 nucleotides. RefSeq lists its product as uncharacterized. The transcript is spliced from 4 exons. The record is from RefSeq and is a predicted model, not a curated record. The coding region runs from base 1 to 3807 and encodes 1268 amino acids. Lineage: Eukaryota; Fungi; Basidiomycota; Mixiomycetes; Mixiales; Mixiaceae.
AUGUCUACUGCUCAGCCGCCCGCCACGCCGCCGGUCACUCUCGAGCAAGCCGCCAAUGGACUCCUCACAGGACUGGCGCAGCCACAAUCUACAGGAUCGACAUCUGCCGCAGCUCACUUGGAUCAGAUCCUGAAGCACUCAGAUAUCGAGCUUGACUGUCCAACCAAUCUGCUACCGCCAACCCUGCAGACAGCAUAUGCAGACCUGUCUGCUAGUUCCUCUUCCUCAGAGACAGCACAUGCCAGUACUACCAGCGGCACGGCCAACAGUUCCAGGCCUAGCUCUCGUACUUAUGGCCAUACUUUCACCUUUGGCAGCUCAUUUAAUAAACCCACUUUUGGCAGCUUCUUCGGGCAACCCUCGACUCUGGCCUAUGCCCCUGCCGACAGCCCCGGUCCAAGAGCUUGGGAGAGGUCGAAUCCUCAGAACUAUUCGCUGACCGCGCUUGCGCCCACUCACUCGCCCGCGCCGUCCAAUGCAUCACCACAAACAACGCAUCAUACCACAAAGUUUGGCCCUCAUAUCAACGGCUCUGGCUUCUCCUUCGCUUCGUGGUCAGCACAGACGAGUCCUGCUGCUUCCACGCCGGGAAGUGAGGCAUCGAGCGUAUCUUCGACUGUCGCGACGAGCUAUGGCAACGCCAGCAUGAGCAAUGGCUCUUCCGCUCCGCGCAGGCGCAUGGUGUGGCCACCCCAUGACCCCAAUCUCGACCUGCACGGUACGCUCAUUGCGCACUCGGGUCUCACUGAUCGGAUGAAUGCCACGACGACCACGACGACCUGUCAACCCUUCUUCGAUGAAGCAAGCCGCCACGGCAACAUAUUCACCCCUCUAGAAGACCUGCCUGUCAGACGACCUAGUCUGACUGAUCACGGUCGCAUUGCGAGUGCGCCGGUCAGCAUUCCCACCGUUUCCGCGUCACCUGUGACGUAUUUGCACGAGAGCGCGAAGAGCACAGAGAAAUUAGAUCAUGAGCGAUCAGCUAGUCAUCCCUCGCUCCCCAGUCAACAGGAGCAGGAGCAACUCGUAUCGCUCGUAUCAGGCGCAUUGACCAAUGGCACACCAGGCCAGCAAAACCAUGAGCGAGCACACAGCUCGCAGUCUGCACACUUGUCAAGCGGUAUACAAGGUCGCACCAGAAGCUAUUCGCGAUCGAGUCAAAAGAGGCCGCCCGAUGCGACAUCGCUCCCUCAAGCCGGCCAUGCCAGCCGUCCUGGCAGCCGGCCGGUCACCCCGCCCUCGCGUGCCUAUAAUAACUUCUACCAUGCUCAAGGAAGCCGCACAAACGGGAUGCAUCAGUCUCAAGAUGACUCUGAUCACCUCGAUACCUCGAGCUACUUCGAUGCCGCGCAUUCUGAUAGAGAAUUUGCAAGCGCGCGCUCGUCGCCUCAGUUGCUUCGGCACCUCGCACGUUAUUCAGCUCUCCAAUCGCCAGCUAUCACAACGCAGCUUUCGUCCGGCUCGGAUAGGUCACGCUCCAAUCGAAUUGGCCACGGUGACGCCGGCAGUGCGGAUGACGGCGAUCCUGCCAUUCAGCUCAUGCGCGAUCUGGAAUCGGCCGUCGAGCAUCUGCAUCAACAGCUCUCGCGCUUCUCCGAUGUCAUUCGUUAUCGAGGCAAGAUGGAUCCAUCAGAUUUCGACGAUACUUGGUCGGUCUUCCACUCGACCGCCAACCUACUGCGAGAUCGACUUGAGCAGACUAUAGUCUCUAGCGAACAACGCGUCGAUCUUAGCAGACCGCUCAAAGACGUGCCCGGUGGUCCAAUGCGCAAUCUUCGGCGAGUACAGUCUAUGCUCCCAAUUCCGUCCACCUCGCCGCUUGCCGCGGCGAAUCAUGCUCCUGUCUCGCCGGUAGUAGCACCGGCUGCAUCUCGUAGCCUGCAGCUGGCAGUCUCAGAGGCGGCAUCAGAGGCACGACCUGUGCCAGCUCGAACGGAGAGCACUUUGUCCCGUAUAGAUGAAACGGCUCGAGCAAGUCCGGACGGGAUGAAUGCGCAGGCGCAGCGAUCACCGAUUGCAGCGGAUUUGAUAGUCACGCAGCAAGCAAUAGACCACGCCCAAGCGCAAAUGCUCCUGCAGAUCGGUUCAAGACCAGACGAAUCGCACACGCUGGCCAUCAACCCCCAGCUUUACGCUCAUGCGCCUCUAUUGCCACUGGAGCAGCGCGCUUUGGCAAUGGCUAGUGCUCAAGCAGUUCAGUCCGUGACUACGAGCCCGGCGAUUUCGGAAGAUGUCGCUCGCGCUCGGAGUGAAAGUCAACAAGCAAGCAACGGACCAACUAUGGCUCAGCUACAGGCCGAACAUCAGCUUUCGAACCAGGUGCUGGCCGUCCAACACCGUGCGCUUCGCACGGGGUUACCGCGCAUCAACACGACCCCAGAGUCUAUGCAGGUGCCGAUCUCUCGAGACGGACGCGGGCUAUCUCAAGAUCCGAGCGAUCACGAUUCUGAGCACCUCUUACCGCCUGGCACGCUCACCGCCGGCAAUUCUAGACGGCCAAGCAGUGCCAGUACAGCUCGUCAAACCCCUCCGCCGGCUGUCGUUCGAAUGGAAAGCGUGCGCGUCGAAAGAGAGCGUGGAGAAACCAUCGAAUGGGACCUGUCGACCGCACUUGCAAAGGAGCACCCGAAUCCGAUAAGCGACGAGCUGAAGCGCAAGUUGGACGCAAUUUUUGAGCACUGGUUGCAGGGCAUUUGUGAUGAUUUGGACGCGAAGGACGAGAAGGGCGACAAUAUUCAUCAGCCGCUGAUGCUGAAGAAGCUUCAAAAGAUCGACGAAUCUGGUGACUAUCGCCCUUUCAAGUUCCGCAUUCAGGCUUUCACCUCGUCAUUUUCGCGAGCCGUGUAUGACGCUGGCUUAUCGGAGGCAGACUGCCCGAUGAAGACGAUCAAAGUCUAUUUGUGGGCGCAGCCAUUCAUCGCACGCUUCAACGAGGAAGGCAAGAAGUGCAAGUCAAGAGGCAAUCACAUCUGGACAGUCGAUGCGAAGAAGAUGCCCCAAGGUGGAUGGCAAUUCCGUGCACACGAGCGACAUAUCGUAAUACCGAGCCAGAAGACUUUGCGAAGUGGCGACGAAUGGUCGUGGGAGCCCCGCAUCUGGGAUCAACAGAAUGCACCGCUCGGGGCAGACUGGUCGGCAAGCAUAUUACCCAGCUGGGUACGCAUCGUAGCUCGCGAAGACAGCUCGGCAGUGGUCGACUUCAAAGGCGUUGUGCCAUCCGAAUCGGGCAGGCAAGAGUUCCUACUUCGUGCCUCAUUCGAAGAAGCCGGACAAACGUAUUCGUUUGAGCGUGCUUUCGCCCUCGACGUGGCUGUAGAAGAAGAUACAUCCAAGUCUGGCUCAAACUCUGCAUCCGACACGCCGGACAGCAAGUACGAUCCUUCGAUGCCGUUCGAGAACGGCGUCGGAAGGCUCUCUCGUGCGCCCUCGCUGGCCAUGGAUCUGGGCGAGAAGACACCUUUGCCAACAUCGGUCUCGCUGCCAGACCCCACCUUGCCCACGUUUGCGCCCGCGCCGGAUCUCCUUUCUAUGGACAUGGCAGCCGUUCGAGACCAGAUGAUCGAAGAGAGCAUGCAGGCGCAGAUGAACGCGCAAGCUGCUUCACUUGCGCUGUAUGAAGACGGCGGUCCUUUAUACCUCGCUAGCGAGCCGAGCACAAUGACCGCGCUCGACACGCUCAGCAGUCAGCUUUUCGCUGGUAACACGCCCGGCGACCAGUUUGCGACCUUGAUGGCCUCGCAAUUCGAUCUGCCUCCCGACAUGCAGCAGGAGCCAAAUGCAGCGCCUGCAACCUCGCAGCUGCAAUAG